Messenger RNA from Adineta steineri, 1056 nucleotides. The record is from the annotation of a GenBank genome assembly. Lineage: Eukaryota; Metazoa; Rotifera; Eurotatoria; Adinetida; Adinetidae.
AUGGGAACAUUAAAAACUAUAUUUAAAAAACUUUCUGGUGACACUAAAACUCUAUAUGAAUAUGAAACUUAUAGCUAUAAAGAUAUCCAAUCUCAAUGGAUUAUUUAUCAAGAUAAUUUACAUUAUUUAUGCAAUACAAAUGUUCUCGGUCAAUCGGUUUUUAAAAUAUAUCGUGUUGUAUUAGUUCGAAUGCCUGUUGAAAAUAUGGAAGAUAUUAUUGGGUUAUAUUUAUUUCCUGAUGAAAAAAAAUCUUCAUCGAAUUUUUUUUCCAUCAAUAAGAAAACAAUAAUUAAUAACCGAUGUAAUAAGACAAUAACACCUAUACCGAAAUGUUUUUUAUUUGAAUUGAAAUUUAUUGAUAAAGAAAAUGCGGAAAUAUUUGGUGCAAAAGAUGAUCCAACACGAACGAUUUGGGUGAAUAUGUUAGAAAAUCUUGUUUUAAAACUAAAAUUACCACCGGCAGAUCCUGUACUUGGAUAUUUAACACCGAUACCUAUCGAAGAAUCUCGAGAUAAACCAUCGAGUUCUUUAAAACAGGGUACUAAUGGUUGUAAUAUAAAUAAACAAGAAAUAUUCAAUUCUUCCAGAAGUCAAUCUAAUCCAGAUAUGUCACCUUAUUCUGUAGUUGAUCCAGUUCAUCAUUCGAGAUCAUCUGUUCCAUUAAAAUCAAAUAAUGAUAUACAUAUUCAACAAAAUAAAAAAAUGUUAUGGAAUGAUAUUUAUUAUUCGAAUGAAAAUAAUGAUUAUAGAAGUGUUAUUACUAAAACGGGUGAAUAUGGUACUUUUCUUAUUCGGCCUCAAUCGAAAAAAACAAAUUCAAACGAUCACAAUUAUACAUUAUGUUUGUAUCAUAAUUCGAGUGAUGUUCGAUGUUUUAGAAUAGAAGAAUUUCCAGGAAAUCGAUAUGGUUUAUCAAAAAAAGAUAAUCGAAAGUUUGUCGAUAUAAUUCAACUGUGUCAAUACUAUACAACUCAUGAAUUACCUAUGGAUAUACGAAAUGUUUAUCUUAAAAAACCUUAUAAAUAUAACGAACAUGAAAAUUAUUAUAUUGAAUAA